AUGAGCGACAGCAACACGAUCGCGAACCGAAGCAAGUACUACUUGACCGGUGCUUUGGCGUACUUGAACGGCAAGCCGCACAUCGGACACGCUUACGAAUUUUUGACAUCCGACGUAGUCUUCCGCUUUUAUGAGGUGCUUGGCGUGGACGCGAAAUACGUACUUGGCUCGGACGAGCACGGGCAGAAGGUUGAAGCUGCCAGCGCUGCGAAGGGCGUGAAACCUCAGGACUGGGUGGAUUCGUGUGUUGUUAGUUUUCUCGAAUUGAUGAGCAAACUCAAUAUUACAAAAUUCACGUGGGUACGCACAACCAGCGCCAAGCACAAGGAAUGUGUGCACUGGCUUUGGAAUCGAGUUUUCGACAGGGGCUACGUCUACCUCGGAACGUACGACGGGUGGUACAACCCGAAGGAAGAGGCGUUUGUUACUGCAAACGAAGCGAAGCUGCACAACUUCGUCUGUCCUGUUUCGAAAAUUGCUUACGAAAUGCGAUCGGAGGAAUGCUACUAUUUUAAGAUGAGCUUAUUUCACGACCGAAUUCUGCGCCUCAUUCGAGAUACUGACUUCCUCAUGCCUGUAGAUCAGCGCAACGCACUAGUCGCGCGGCUGGAGAGUGAGCCUCUCUCUGACCUGAGUGUCACGCGCACAAAGCUGUCUUGGGGCGUACCAGUGCCGAACGACGCGAAGCACGUGAUGUACGUAUGGUUCGACGCGUUGUCUGGCUACCUAAGUGGCGUGAAUGCCCACAAAGCUGAUACCGGUGAUAAAACAUAUUGGCCCGCUGAUGUACACAUCAUCGGCAAAGACAUCGUUUGGUUCCACUGCGUGAUCUGGCCUGCGAUUUUGAUGGCGGCCGAAAUCGAGCUUCCGAAACACGUCUUUGCGCACGGGUUUGUAAUGGCGGAAGAUGGGUCCAAAAUGAGCAAAUCGCUCAACAACGUGAUCGAACCACUUGACUACAUUGAAAAGUGCGGCGCAGACCCUUAUCGCUGGUACACAAUACGAAACGGACACUAUGGGCACGACAUCAAGUUCAGCGGGCAAGCAUUGUACACGAUGAACAACGCGGACUUGUGCGGGAUCGUCGGAAACUUGGUCAAUAGAGGGCUAUCGCUUUGCGAGAAAUAUUGCGACUCAUGUGUCUCUUCGCUUUCCUACUCUCUGCUAUACAAUGCAGCAGAAAUAUUGCAUUCAAUAAAAAGCUCGAUGGAGCAUUUUGAACUUGAAGCUCUCGCGGAGGCGGGUCUUAAAGUUUGCAGAAGCGCCAACAAGUUUUUGACCGACGAACAGCCCUGGAUCAUGGAAGACGCUUCUAAGCGCACACAAGUCAUUUAUAGUGUUCUUGACAGCGUGUACUUCGUCGCGCAUGUGCUUUACCCUGUGAUCCCAGCUGCGGCGCUAAAGAUUUGCGAUUUAUUGAAUCUACCGAUGCAGCUAUUGACUGACUUUAACCAGACUCCUAACCUGAAGCUCGGCAUCGUAGUGAAGAAACGCACCAACUUGUUCGCCCACCUUCAGUGGAGCUGA
Messenger RNA from Dermatophagoides pteronyssinus (European house dust mite), 1527 nucleotides. RefSeq names its product methionine--tRNA ligase-like. The record is from RefSeq and is a predicted model, not a curated record. NCBI's taxonomy places the organism in Eukaryota, Metazoa, Arthropoda, Arachnida, Sarcoptiformes, Pyroglyphidae.